Messenger RNA from Sander lucioperca (pikeperch), 582 nucleotides. RefSeq names its product protein preY, mitochondrial-like. The coding region runs from base 224 to 565 and encodes 113 amino acids. The transcript has a single exon. The record is from RefSeq and is a predicted model, not a curated record. Lineage: Eukaryota; Metazoa; Chordata; Actinopteri; Perciformes; Percidae.
CAAUCAAUAACCUAUUUAGUGCAAUUUCAGUGUCGGGUGGUUUGGCCGUGGUUAUUUAAAAGGAGGUUGCUAAAGAAGUCAAUAAGCGGAACUAUUUAUAUUGAUGUGUUGGCUUACAGGGAAGAGGACUCAUAUUUCGGUUGCACGCUGUCUGUAAUCCUGGUAAUCCUCCGUUGGGGAGUUUUCGCUACCUUGUUGACUAGUUUUGGCAUGAGUUUUGGUCAUGUUUCGGAAUGUUUUCGGUAGAUUGUUAACGGAAACAAUCCGUGUUCACCGCUGUGUGAAGAAUGCACCUUUAACACAGAGGGCAAUACCCGCCUCUUUCUCGGCCAGGAGCUUUUCGGACGUGAAGGACGAAGCGCAGCAGCCUUUUGACACCUCCCUGCUCGAGUUCCUGGUAUGUCCGCUGUCCAAGAAGCCACUGAGAUACGAGGCUAAGACCAACGAGCUUAUCAACGAGGAGCUUGGCAUUGCCUAUCCCAUAAUGAACGGCAUCCCCAACAUGAUCCCCCAGGAAGCCAGACUCCUGCAGAAAGACGCAGGUGCCUCAACAACACAGGAUUAAAAACUCCCAUCACCACC